Molecule: messenger RNA, 862 nt
Organism: Fomitopsis serialis
Lineage: Eukaryota; Fungi; Basidiomycota; Agaricomycetes; Polyporales; Fomitopsidaceae
Exons: 3
Coding region: 297-635 (112 amino acids)
Source: RefSeq, a predicted model, not a curated record
CAUUUUUCCGUGGCGCACGUUCACUCCUGCUUUCCGUUUCGCCUUCUUCUCCUUCAAAACCGUCCCCUCUGCCCUGUAUGGCCGUAUAGGGCCCCAACCAAAUGGCCUCGACAUCCUCGAAACGUCCGGGUGCGCCUGCGUCUAUAUGCUUGAUGUGACCUCCAGUCAAGUUCGCAGUAGACGAGCCAGGAUCAUCCUCGCGACCCUCGACUCCCGUGCUACGCAACAGGCUUGCGUUCGUUCGCACCCAGGCACACCCAGUUCAGCAUAACCGCCCCGUCGUGCGGCCACCGCCCAUGCCUUACAUCCAAAGCAACCGAUCCAGGCGCCACAUCAGUUCUAUGACUGGUUCGCGUGCGUCGACCGCUCGGUCGCGCAUAGCCAGGAGGUGCACUACGGCACACACCUGGAGAGUGUGUCGGAGCCCCGAGGCUGUAGACAUGUGCGAUCCGCUGUCAGAACACAUCGACCCGGUCGACUCGGUGGUCGAUGGAAUGCUGAACGAGCGGCGGAUGGUCGAGGAGGGUGGUGAGAGCCUCAAAGGACCUUGUGAACAGCUGUUCAAAGAGCGGGAUUACCUACUCAGCAUAACCGACGCCAUCGACGUGAGACUGAGCUACUUCCAGGAGACAUAAGGCGGUGUCAUGCAUUUCGGGCGCAACAUUCUCUGCACGGAUUCCACCAGCGGGCCUCCCUCCUCGACAGCGCAGUACCACGCACCUAUGGAGACCUCUUCGGGUGAGUGAAAACGGUCCCGCAGCCUUCGCGACACGCGCUGUGAGUGUCUCCACUGGUUUGAGCAGUGAUUCGGCCUCGCGGUGACUGUGCGCGACACACAGAGCCAAUCAUAAAGGGCGCGAAC